AUGUAUGUAAAUGCAUCUUAUAUGGAAUUACUUACACUUGCACCAUUGGACUUAACUGCUACAAGCAUGUAUCCAGUGUUUGUAUUUGGCACGCUCACGUAUCUUAUUAUUGUCUUGUGCAACCUGUUGGUACUUGCAACUAUUGCUGUGAGUAAAAAGUUACACAAGCCCAUGUUUAUCCUCCUGUUCAACUUGCCCAUAAGUGACAUGUUGGGCAGCACAGCUUUUUUCCCUCAUCUUCUGUUCAGCAUUGUGACACAGAACAGAGUAAUUUCGCAACCUGCAUGUAUUACUCAGGCUUUUCUGAUUCAUUUCUACGGUUCAGGAAACAUGCUGAUCUUGAGUGCAAUGGCAUACGACAGAUACAUUGCAAUAUGUUGUCCUUUGAGGUAUAAUGCUAUCAUGAGUCCAAAAAAAUUAAUCAGAAUCAUUAUUUUAAUAUGGUUAAUAAAUUUCUCAAUGAUGUUCACUUUAUUUUUGUUGCUUGCGCGGUUCAGACUAUGCAGGACAAAUGUAGCGGACUUGUACUGUAACAAUCCUUCAUUAAUGAAACUGGUUUGUGAGGACACCAGAAUAAACAACAUCUAUGGGCUGCUUUCUGUAGUCAUACUCAUGGGAGGUCCGCUGUUAAUGAUAAUAUACACAUAUGCACAGAUUUUGCGAACAUGUGUCAUGACUAAUCAAACCGAUGCCCGGAAGAAAGCCUUUCAGACUUGUGGUACACAUUUAGUUAUUUUCUUAAUCUUACAAAUUAAUACUAUCUUUACAUUCAUUUCUCAUCGCAUUCAGAGUGCCUCUCCGUACAUUAGAAGGCUUCUUGGCAUAUCAAUCUUAUUAUUUCCCCCUUUCUUGGACCCAAUUAUUUAUGGACUAAAAACAAAAGAACUGAAGCAGAGCAUAGAAAUAUUCCUAAAAAGAAACAUUUUUUCAACCAAAUUGUAA
Molecule: messenger RNA, 942 nt
Organism: Pungitius pungitius (ninespine stickleback)
Lineage: Eukaryota; Metazoa; Chordata; Actinopteri; Perciformes; Gasterosteidae
Product: putative gustatory receptor clone PTE03
Exons: 1
Coding region: 1-942 (313 amino acids)
Biological process (GO): detection of chemical stimulus involved in sensory perception of smell; G protein-coupled receptor signaling pathway
Cellular component (GO): membrane
Molecular function (GO): odorant binding; G protein-coupled receptor activity; olfactory receptor activity
Source: RefSeq, a predicted model, not a curated record